AUGAUGUCUUUAACGAAACGUAAACGUUCUGGGGAAAAGGAAGUAUUACUAGAAAAUGGUGAAACUAAUACUGGACGCAGUGAUAUUAAAGGGGAUGAAAUAAAUAUUGCCGUUUUGUUGUUUCUAUAUACACUUCAAGGCAUUCCUUUAGGUUUGGCUGCAGCAAUACCCAUGUUACUUCAAAACAGAGGCAUUACAUAUACACAACAAGCAGAGUUUAGCUUUGUUAACUGGCCAUUUAGUGUAAAAUUGCUUUGGGCUCCUAUAGUUGAUGCUCUCUUUUGGCCUGAAUUUGGAAGACGGAAGACUUGGCUAGUGCCUGUUCAGUAUCUCAUUGGUAUUGUGAUGAUUAUUAUGUCUAGUAGUAUCACGGAAUGGUUGGGCUCUGAAGAACAGGCCCCUGCUAUGAUGAUAUUGACCAUUUCAUUUCUUUUUCUUAACUUUUUGGCUGCUACGCAAGAUAUUGCUGUAGAUGGGUGGGCACUUACAAUGUUAAAAAGGUGCAAUGUUGGUCAUGCAUCGACUUGCAAUACUGUAGGCCAAACUGCUGGAUUUUUCCUUGGCUAUGUUUUGUUUCUAGCUCUUGAAUCCCCAUACUUUUGCAACAAAUAUAUAAGGACAGUACCUGAAGACACUGGAUUGGUUACUUUGUCUAGUUUUCUAUUAUUUUGGGGCUGGGUGUUCAUUGUAACUACUACCAUUGUAGCUGUUUUCAAGCAUGAGGCAAAUGACAGUGCUAACAUAAAAGGAAGUCAAGUGACAGGAAUUAAAGACAUUGUAAAUGCUUAUAAACAGUUAUUUACAAUUGUUAAGUUGCCAGCAGUAAAGACAUUGGCUUUAGUACUAUUCACAGCAAAGUUGGGUUUCUGUGCAAGCGAUGCUGUGUCUGGGCUAAAGUUAGUUGAGGCUGGAGUGCCAAGAGAAGACUUAGCACUUCUGGCAGUUCCUUUAGUCCCAGUUCAAAUAAUAAUGCCAGUGAUCCUCUCAAAGUACACUACUGGCCCCACACCGUUAUCGCUGUGGCUACGUGCUUUCCCACUGCGUCUACUUGUUGGUCCAUUAGCAGCUGUACUUGUUGCUGUGACACCCAGUUUAUUAGGAAAUGCUGGACCUUCAUAUUUUUAUCUCUUUAUUCUGAUGUGUCUUUAUGUUUUCCACCAGACAUGUCUUUACUGUAUGUUUGUCGCAGUAAUGGCCUUCUUUGCUAAAGUGUCAGACCCUUCUGUUGGUGGAACGUAUAUGACACUUCUAAAUACAGUAUCCAACUUGGGUACUAAUUGGCCUAAUACUCUUGCAUUGUGGGCCAUUGACCAUUUGACUUACAAGAAGUGUUCUUUGACAAACCUAAGUGACAACACAUGUGCAACAGCAUUAGAAACAGAACUAUGCAAGAACAGUGGCGGCACGUGUGACGUACGAAUAGAUGGCUUCUACAUAGAGACAAUUAUAUGUUUGAUAGCCGGUUUCCUUUGGUUGCAAUGGGGUCGGACCACUAUCAAUCGUCUACAGAGGCUUCCAGCAUCAGCCUGGCAAAUAGGCAGGCUCGGCAGAUAA
This is a messenger RNA of Parnassius apollo (apollo), 1554 nucleotides long. The record is from the annotation of a GenBank genome assembly. NCBI's taxonomy places the organism in Eukaryota, Metazoa, Arthropoda, Insecta, Lepidoptera, Papilionidae.